AUGGUUUUGUUCAAUGGAUGUUUUAACGGAAGAUGUUCAAUGAGAUCGCAACAUCCACAAUGUCUUCCAAAAGAUCUGGCGAAUAUAUGCCAAACAAUUCGCUGUGGUCAAGGGUAUGAAUGCAGAUUGGUACAUCGUGCCUGCUCCAGUUGGCCAUGCUUCCCUGAGCCUGAGUGCUUACCAAGAGACAACCGCACAACGUUAACGCCAUUCCAUCCUUCUAAUACGACCCAUGGCUCCACUCUCAACUACACCAUCUCAACACCACGUAUGAAUUUCACAACAGCACGGUCACAUCCGAACACAACGACGUCACCUCAGAUCCUCGGCACAGUUUCACGUAUGUCGUCUCUUCUGAAGAUUUUACGAUCUUACUAA
This is a messenger RNA of Cooperia oncophora, 378 nucleotides long. The record is from the annotation of a GenBank genome assembly. NCBI's taxonomy places the organism in Eukaryota, Metazoa, Nematoda, Chromadorea, Rhabditida, Trichostrongylidae.